Molecule: messenger RNA, 2438 nt
Organism: Cololabis saira (Pacific saury)
Lineage: Eukaryota; Metazoa; Chordata; Actinopteri; Beloniformes; Belonidae
Product: protein FAM117A-like
Source: RefSeq, a predicted model, not a curated record
AACGAGCAGCAGCGUGUGAGUGAGCGGUCCACUCCUCAGAGCCUUUUGCUCGUGUCAUUUUAUGCAACAUGAAAGAUAAUACGCCAUUUAUCCACGCUAUGGGCUAAACCGCAACUCUCAGUCCGCUUUUUUUCCCACUUGAAAGUAAACUGUGAAGCCAAAAAAAAAAAGAGAAAGAAAGAGAGAAAAGAAAUGAUGGUGAUCAUCACUUUGUCCACCAAGAGAGCCGAGCACAGCCUGGGAUAAUCGCUGCCUGCGGGGAACGACGGGACCAUCGUGGGGGAUGUCCGGCAGAGGAGGCUGCAGCCAGCCCAGCCUGCAGCCGCUGCGGGCCACGGUGCCCUACCAGCUGCACAGGGGCCGCGCUGCGGCUGCAGCUCCGCUCUGCAGGGAGCCCCGCACCCAGGCAGACAGGACCACAGCCCGCCCACCGAGACCCACCAUCCGACGAACUCUUUCCCUGGACACAAUCGUGGGGCCUUAUCUGCAGGGACAGUGGCCCAAAGAAGCCGAGGGCACCGCUGUUACCUGCGUCAACGACAAAGCCACCCAGACUCCAACUUCCUGGGCGGAGGAGACCCGAGGACGGAGAAGUGCUGGUGGACACAAGCGCUCGGCGUCGUGGGGCAGCGCAGAGCACCUGAGGGAGGUGGCCAAGCUGAGGCACCAGCUGCAGAAGCGCUCCCGACAUGCCGCUCCUCCUGCCGGCUUUGAGCUGCCUCGCCCCCCCCUGCCGGCGGGCCACGCGGCAGGGAUCACUCAGACAAUGCCCCUGAUGCCGCUGAACAGACUGGCCCCGCGGCUACGCCGGAGCGUGGAAGGCCUCAGCUUAGAGCUGGAGGAGGUGUUCGUGUCUGAGAAACCAGCUGAUCAACAUGAGAUCCUGGAUAUCCCAGACGGCCACAGGGCUCCGGUCCCCGUCCAGAGGUGCAGCAGUGGCUCUCAGAGUGAUCCCUCACCUGGACCUCUGGAUCCUGCCCUCCUCUCCCCCUCUCAGUCUCCUUGUCCACUCGAUCCAUCGCUCCUGUCGCCUUCAGGUUCCCCUGGUCCACUGAAUCCAUCACUUUUGUCCCCAUCAGAGUCUCCCUCAGAGUCUCCUUGUCCCAUGGGAGAGCCAGAGCCGGUGGACUGUGAGACUUUGAGUCCCUCCCCGUCAAUGUCUCUUCCUUCGUUUGCACUGGAUCCUCCUCUGCUGCAGCCCUGCUCGUCUUCCCCUCGGCCCAACAAAACCUACUCUUUCCAGCGGGAGCCGCCGGAGGGCUGCGAUCGAAUUCGAGUAUGCGAAGAAGCCAUGUCUGCUUGUCAGGACGAGCAUCUCCUCCAGCCAUCCUGCCCCGACCCCAAUAAAGUCAACUUCACCCCACACGGAGGCUCGGCUUUCUGCCCCGUCAGUAUUCUGAAGCCCCUGCUUCCCUCCAUGGACCUCCUCUUCCGUGGCCUGUCAGUGUCUCCGGUCACCGGCUGCUCGGGUCAGGUCUCUCACCAGGCAACUGAGCAUGCAGUAGAUGGAUAUCUGAGCAGCGUCUCUCAGGACUAAACCACGUUGCACUGCCAGGACCUGAAGAACCUGGAUGUGUUUUAUACGCGCCAUGGCAAUGGUGCCAUGAUCACUGUGCUCAUAACAGACUGUGUGACUGAAAGCAUUUGUUAUUAUUCUAGAAAAAUGUGGCCUGUUUUACUGCAAUAUGUUUGAUUAAGCUGAUUUUUACCUCAUCAGCACUUACUGUGUCCCGGUGUUCCCCUGUAAGAGACAUAGUUUAGACUGCAGGACUUGUUGCUGAAUUAUUAGAACAUGCUGAAAAGAGCUUAGAAAUAUCUGAAGACUUGAAAACAGAAUUUCAUUUUUAGUUGUUUUUGUUAGCUUUUAAGAUGACGCUGCAAUCCACCAUAGCUGUUUUCAGGAAUCCUAUCAAAGUAAGUACAUUUAUUGUCAAAAGCCAAGCACUUACUACACACAAGUAUCACUUUCUGACCAUCCUCAACUAUCGAUCAGAAUUAUACUGAAGCUUUCAUCAACAUUCACAUUAUUUUUUAGGUGUUUAAAUCUUGUUUGAAAAGACGUAUUUUUUGGUCAAUAGUUUAUAUGGCCUGACUUUUCUACAGAUGUUUCUAGGAAGAUAUAUAUUUUUGUAUCUUUGUAAGGAGUUACAGAGGGUUUCUGUUAUGUUUGCUGAGGAAACCGACUCGUCUCUGUUUAUACGUGGGUUACUUAUGAGCAGUAACGGAAGUUUUAUUAGCUUUACUUGCCCGCGACAGGCAUCAUUACCACCAAAUUGUUUCGUAGACGUUUCCUGUGGGUCACUUGACUCAGAGGCUUUUUAGUGCCAGCUGUUCUGAUCACAAAGUGUUGUUAAAAUGCAUAAAGCACCAGGUUUGAAAGAAUGUUUCAUUGAAAAACUGAUUAAACAAAAAAAAAACAAGAACUACAUGAAAAAGGA